Letharia columbiana is the source of this 660-nucleotide messenger RNA. RefSeq lists its product as uncharacterized. Gene Ontology annotation, cellular component: Las1 complex; preribosome, large subunit precursor. Gene Ontology annotation, biological process: maturation of LSU-rRNA; maturation of 5.8S rRNA. The transcript is spliced from 3 exons. The record is from RefSeq and is a predicted model, not a curated record. The coding region runs from base 1 to 660 and encodes 219 amino acids. Gene Ontology annotation, molecular function: endonuclease activity. NCBI's taxonomy places the organism in Eukaryota, Fungi, Ascomycota, Lecanoromycetes, Lecanorales, Parmeliaceae.
AUGCCAGAGCGCCUUCAGAUCAUCUGGACGCCAUGGCGGAACCACAGCGAGCUACUGAGUGUUCGAGAGUGGUUUUUUCCUCAACCAGCAAGUAGUGAACAGGCAGAUUCAGAUUCAAACUCCAGGAAAAAAGCUUGCAAUCACGUGUCGGCCUGGAAAUUGCGAGGCAAUCUCCCGCAUGCCGUCGAAUCAACCUGUCUCCUCACCGAAGCAGUUUUGAUCGACGAAAAGUCGAUUGAGCAGACGCCGGCGUUCGCAAUCAGGGCUUCUUACAUUACAGCAAUUUCUCGCUUCGUAACCGGCCUCCUCGACUCGCAACAGGAAUCCAAGUACAAAGUCUCCAUGUACACUCAAGCGCAGAAAAUCGGCUUGCCUGCUUUGUUCGUCGAUAUACGGCACGAGGCUACGCAUGGAGAUAUGCCCAAUUUGACGAAUUUGAGGAGUGCGGCGCAGAGAGCGUUGACGUGGUUAUGGGAGGAUUACUGGAAGGGCCUUGAGGAGCAAGCACCGGCGCUACCAGCAAGCCAUGGGCCGACCGCGGCUCUGCCGGAUGAGGCAGGGUACCAAAGGGAGAAGGUGGAAGGAGAUGGGGAGGAGCAGCCUGGAGGCUGGCAGAAAUGGCAAGGGAGGUGGACCCCGAAGCCCAUUGGCACAGUCUGA